AGUACUCGGGUGCCUUUAGUAUGAUCGGGCUGUCUUUUGAAAAUGUUAUUUGCUCGCCGACUGUAGUACACGUUUAACACAUCAACUAUCACAUUUUGUGUAUUCAAUAAAAAAGCGCGCGUUAACUUUAAAACGCGAGUUUGGCAUAUUAUUGUUUUUCAUCGAUCACGUGCUGUACAAAUUCGAUAAGUGAUAAUAAUACUAUAUUUAAAUUCUUAUUUAUGCAGUUUUGAAAAUAUCAAGUGAUGAAUCAAUGCUUAAAGUUUCAAUGAAAUGAAAAUAUUUUGAAAUGGAAAAUGAAUAAAUUCAAAGAUUGAAAGUGAAAAAUAAUGAACAACAAUAGUCAUAGUGUAGUUCCUGAAGCCAUUGUUAAUAAUAAUUCAAGUAACUACUAUGAAAACAGCGGCAGUAAUGAUUCAUUCAACACAUGUCCUGUGUUCAACAAUACUGAAAGUGACGAUUACAAUUUAUUAUUUGAGUUCAUAGCUUACGGUAUUCUUUUAAACGUGAUUGGUGUUUUUGGCAUUCUUGGAAAUGUGAUAUCUAUGAUAAUCUUAUCCAGACCUCAAAUGAAAUCGUCGAUCAAUUACCUAUUAAUUGGUCUGGCUAGAUGUGACACAGUACUAAUAAUUACAUCUAUUUUACUAUUCGGGCUUCCAAUCAUUUAUCCAUCAACCACAUAUCUUUUUAACUAUUACUUUAAGGUAUAUCCAUUAAUCGCACCGGUGGUCUACCCAAUAGCUAUGAUAUCUCAAACGGUAUCUGUAUACCUGACGCUCACUGUUACAUUAGAACGAUUUGUUGCUGUUUGUCACCCUUUGCAAGCUCGAUCUUUAUGCACAUACGGUCGUGCUCGAGCAUACGUGAUAGCAAUCAUAGUAUUUUCGGUUCUCUACAAUAUAACUAGGUUUUGGGAAGUGAGAGUUCAAAAGUGUUUGCACUCUGAAUAUAAUCAGUACGUGUAUCAAGUUUAUCCAAGUGAAUUGCGAAACGAUAAAUCGUACAUAUCAAUUUACAUACAUUGGAUGUAUUUAGUCAUAAUGUACUUCAUACCUUUUGGUUCAUUAGCUGUACUAAAUGCUGCAAUUUAUAACCAGGUUAGGCUGGCAAAUAGAGAACGACAGCGGUUAUCCAGAUUACAAAAAAAAGAAAUAGGAUUAGCAACAAUGUUACUUUGCGUAGUUGUAGUUUUUCUGUUGUGCAACGUUUGGGCUCUUAUAUCGAAUGUAAUUGAAGCAUUUUAUGGUAUUACUGUAGAUGAAUUAGUUAAAGUUAGCAACCUGUUAGUAACAAUUAAUUCAUCGGUCAACUUUGUCAUCUACGUUAUAUUUGGUGAAAAAUUUAAGCGAUUGUUCUUUAAGCUAUUUUUCCCACGAGGUUUCUGGUGGUGUGGAUGGCAUCCAUUUGGUGUAGAUCGUGGUGUAGAUGACUAUCAAGUAGAUCAUGUUGGUAUUGAGGAUAGUGUCAUUUCAUGCAAUGGAGUUGGAGGUAGUCAUUUCCAUCAUGUUAGUUCAAAAAGUAUUGAUAGCCGUUUAUACUCUGUACGGCGAUCACAUUCGUGUCAUCUUCAUCGAUCUGCGUGUAAUAAAUUUAAACGGUCACGAUCACAUUGUCAAGCUAUUAAACUCGUUGAUGGACCUAGUAAUCAGAACGAUAGAUUUGGCGGAGGACAUGUAUUUUAUUCGAGAAAAUCUAAUAGUGGAAUGUGGGAAACUUCUACUACAACUACGACCAAUGUACAUCAAAUCUAAAUGGUCAACGACCAAAAUGGGUAAUGGCAUACAGGGUGAUUUGAAAAUGAUUGAAUGCCUAAAUUUAUAAUCAUGGUCUUCCCGUGAAUUAUUGAAAUGUGUGUUUUAAACAUUUUUACUUCUCAUCAAAGAUCUAAGAUGAAGUUUUUAAAAAAUAAAUAAAUCUCAUUAUUUGUUCACAAUAGUUUUAAUUGGUGGUAGUGUUGCAUAACAUGUCGUUAUAAAUAAAAAAUAUAAUUUGUGUUAAAUCGCUUUCAAGCUGUUUAAAAAGUUAUACAGCUAAGUGCUUUAUAUAUUGUAUGUAAUUAACGACAACUAAAAAAAAAAAGAAGAAUUCACAUAAUUUAUGGAGAUUAACUUUGAAGCCUCGCUCACAUUUUUUUAUUUUAUUUAAUGUAAUAAUGACAGUUGUAUUAAAAAUUAAUGAAUUACAUAAUUCUAAACAAAAUUUAAGAUACAACUAUGAAUAAUGGUUAAAUUAUUUUUACUUUUUAAAAUAUUAUUUAUUAUAUGAGAAUUAAAAUGACAUUUUUUUAUCGAAUUUUCAACUACAGAGUAUCUUAAAUAUUAUGGCCACACGUAUAAAUAUUAUAAACAAAUAUACAUAUUUUUACUGUAACUAUGUACUUACUAUUAAAAGUAUGAAAUGUAUAAUUAAGCAUUAAAAAGUUUUUAAAAAUAAGUGA
This is a messenger RNA of Daktulosphaira vitifoliae (grape phylloxera), 2437 nucleotides long. RefSeq names its product FMRFamide receptor. The transcript is spliced from 4 exons. Gene Ontology annotation, biological process: G protein-coupled receptor signaling pathway. The record is from RefSeq and is a predicted model, not a curated record. Gene Ontology annotation, molecular function: G protein-coupled receptor activity. NCBI's taxonomy places the organism in Eukaryota, Metazoa, Arthropoda, Insecta, Hemiptera, Phylloxeridae. Bases 330 to 1751 code for a protein of 473 amino acids. Gene Ontology annotation, cellular component: membrane.